AUGGCUCCAAAAGCUGAGAAGAAGCCAGCCGAGAAGAAGCCAGCAGAGAAGACACUAGCCGAGAAGAAGCCUAGAGCAGAGAAGAAGCUCCCAAAAGAAGCAGCCUCCGGUGACAAGAAAAAGAAGCGAAACAAGAAGAGUAUAGAGACAUACAAGAUCUACAUAUUCAAGGUGCUAAAGCAGGUACACCCUGACAUUGGGAUCUCAAGCAAGGCCAUGGGAAUCAUGAACAGCUUCAUUAAUGAUAUUUUUGAGAAACUGGCUCAAGAAUCUUCAAGGCUUGCAAGAUAUAACAAGAAGCCCACCAUUACUUCAAGGGAGAUUCAAACUGCUGUGAGGCUUGUUUUGCCUGGUGAACUUGCUAAGCACGCUGUUUCUGAGGGCACCAAGGCCGUUACCAAGUUUACUAGUAGUUAA
Dovyalis caffra is the source of this 417-nucleotide messenger RNA. Lineage: Eukaryota; Viridiplantae; Streptophyta; Magnoliopsida; Malpighiales; Salicaceae. The record is from the annotation of a GenBank genome assembly.